Molecule: messenger RNA, 3800 nt
Organism: Tetranychus urticae (two-spotted spider mite)
Lineage: Eukaryota; Metazoa; Arthropoda; Arachnida; Trombidiformes; Tetranychidae
Product: mediator of RNA polymerase II transcription subunit 25
Biological process (GO): positive regulation of transcription by RNA polymerase II
Cellular component (GO): mediator complex; transcription regulator complex
Source: RefSeq, a predicted model, not a curated record
UUUAAUGCAUCAUCUUAUACCUUAAUCUUUGUUGUUACAACUAAGCUCAUCUAUUGAUUGAUCAUCAGUAGAUGGCGCUGAUUUUUUGUCAAAAUAAAUGAAAAUUGACUUUACAUAUUGGAACUAACAGACAGACUGACAGGAUAACAAUGCGAGCAGUGACUGUCAACAAUUUGUGAUCUGGUUUUCUACAUCGCAUCAUCAUUUUACUGUUAAUAUCGUGUAGUUUUUAAUUCACUAUGGUGCUUAAUGAUCGUUCCAAUGUGGAAGUUGUUUUCGUUGUUGAAGGAACUGCUAAUCUAAGUUUAUAUGCCGAAUCAAUUAAAUCAAGCUACAUCAUUCCUACUCUAGAAAUUUUAAGUGGUGGACCUCCAGAUGAAAAUGAUUAUGAGUUUGAGAACACACUCAAUUGUUCCCUUUUUGCAUUGGUUGUUUUCAUGACGGCUGAUUCGGCUCCCGAUCCUGCCUCAUUUUGUUUUGGGCCUACCUCAUCAACACACAAACUCUUACAAUGGUUUGAUCGAAUACAAUUUAAUUGCGGAGGUGCAUCCUCAUGUAGUCACAUAACUGAAGGUAUUGCUACCUCGUUGCAAUGUUUUGACGAGUUUAAAACAAUGAGAGAGAAUGCUUCACCUGGCUCAAGUCAUAACAAAAUUCCCAAGCAUUGUGUGCUCAUCUGUAACUCUCCGCCAUAUGCUUUACCUGCGGCUGAAAGUAUUUCGUAUAAUGGUUUAAUGAUUGAUCAUUUAGUGGGCAUUAUGGGUGAUAGAGGGAUAAGUCUGAGUCUAUUCUCUCCUAGAAAGAUGCCUUUUCUAUUCAAGUUAUAUGAAAAAGCUGGUGGAGACUUAAACUCAGCUUUAGCUAAGAACUAUGCGAAAGAUAGAAGACAUUUAGUUCUAUUAAAAAAUUUUCAACUGCAAGAAAGACCCAUAAGCCCUCAGGCAAAUCAAUCAUCUAAUAAAUCUCUUGAAAAAGCAUCUUCGUCGCCUUCUCCAUCUAAUCAGGGUCAAAAAAGGCCACUUUCUCCUGCAUCUUCAGCUGUAUAUAGUAAAGACAGUGUUCAAAUCACCAUCCACCAACAACAACCACAACAACAGCUUCAACAGCAACAACAAGUACAACAAAAUCAAUUGCAACAACAACAGCAGCAGCAACAACAACAACAGCAGCAGCAGCAACAGCAACAACAACAGCAACAACAGCAGCAACAGCAACAGCACAUCAGAGGACCACCUCCUCCGCCCCCGACAUUUAUUCAGUCUGACAAAACCUCAACGCCUGACUCAAUAGCUCCACUUCGUCCUAUUCCUAAUACUAUGCCUGUUCUUACCAGUCAACUAUCUUCCAUACGUCAAGGAGCACCAAAUGUUGUGUCUCAGCAGUCUGGUCCGCCUGGUCAAUCAAAUCAAACUCGUAUGGGCUUCCCAGGAACUCAAAUUAGAUCAGUACAAAGAGAAAACUAUAACCCUGUGAUGAUGCAAGGACAAUUAAGAGGUGCUUCUUCGCCUUUCUCUGCUCCACCUCCUAGUCCGAUGAAUCGUGCCUCUGUUCCUUCCCCUCUUUCGCAAAAUGCACCUUCACCAAUGCCAGUUCCUCCUGGGGGUAUGAUGAAUCAAGAUUCUAAUGUCUCAAGUCAACAAAUGCCCAUGCCAAAUUCAAUGAUGAAAGAUAAGAAGAUUAUUUGGAAUGGAACCAUCGAGUUUCAAGAAAAAUCAGCUCAAGAAGGAAUUCCUCCAAAGUAUUCUCUACCUUGUUCCAUUACAUCAACAAAUGGUAGCCCUGAUUUAGAAAAAAAUGCCGAAAAAUGGCCUUCUAUGCUGAAUCUUUCACUUCUACCUAGAACAAUAAUUAAUGCAGUUUUACCUGUGUUGAAGAAUGAAUCACAUGUUGUGGUGCUUAAUUUUGCUAAUCAAGACACAUCUGAAAUAAUUCAAAAAUUACAAAAAACAAUCUCAGGAGGCGGUCGACAACCCCAAAUACAAUUCUGUGGAUGCAUCAACUUAUACCCUAAUCAGAAUACAAUGAUGAUUGUCAUUUAUGCACCAGAUAAAAAUACGUUUAUGGGCUUUUUACCAAUGAACCAGGAAGCAUUCAUGCACAAAAUACAAGCUGCCUACAAAAAUGCUCGAACAGCCAAAAUUCUUCAGGGAAAUCAACAACAAAUCUCGCAGCAACCAAACCAACAAUCACCUCAGACGAAUAUUGGACAACCAAUGAUGGGACAAUCCAUAGGCCAAGCAAUGGGCCAACAACCUCAACCACAAAUGGUACAGCAGGCCAUGCAACCACCACCUCAGCCAGGACAAAUGAUACAACAAAUUUCAAUGUCCCAGCCACAGCUUAAUGCCAAUCCAACCGGUUUCUAUCAGAUUCAACAGAUUGGUCCAGUUGUUCAGCAGUCAGGUCCUGGUCAAAUGACACCAAUGCAAGGUCAAUCUCAACAAAAUCAACAGCAUUUGCAGCCACAACCACAACUCGGUCAACAAGUUGGUUUUCGUAAUCAGUCGGUGCAGGGAAUCCGAAACAAUGCCGGGCCAAAUAAUCAUGGAAUGAUGAAUCAAGGACUUAUCCCUAAUCAAAUGAUAGCAUCAGGUGGCCAGAGACCGCAACAAACAAAUGUGCUUCUUAAUCAAGCACUUGGCCCUAUUCAAGGAACAGGCGGUCACCCACAAUUUGCACAGCAAAAUCAAAUCAUUGGUGGUCAACAGCAAACCACCGCUACUUUGGUCACACAAAGUGGCCCACCUAUGCAUCAACAGCCCCAACCGCAGCCAAUGCAGCAACAACCACAACAACAACAGAUACACUUUAACAGCCAAAACGUGAGUGGUACAACACUUGCCAAUUUGAUGCAACAUCAACAGCAGGCGACGCAGCAACAGCAAUCAAAUUCACAACCUCCUCCUCCUCAACAACCCCAACAACAUUCAACGCAUGAUGUUCGCAAUCGCAAUUUAUUAAAUAUCCAGCAAUUACAGAAACAACUCGAAGCUUGUAAGCAAACGGAACUCGAAUUUGCACAGCAACACGUUGAUCACACAAUUCCUUCUGGACAUACAUUUUUCGAUCAGUCGACAGGGAUGCAUUAUUCUAAAUCUUCUUCAGGAGAUCUCGGGACUAAUUUCCGGAAUAUCAGUGCGUCUCCGAGAACAGGUCCAGAUCCGGAAACUGAUUUGAAUCUGUCUAAAGGACAUUUAUUGAGACCCGAAGAAAUGGCAUUCCCCCAAACUGGUGGAAAUCUUCAAGGAAAACCACCGGAUAACGCUCAAGCUCAUCCUCAACAUCAACAACCUCUGGUUCGCCAACAACUCCAGCAACAUAUUCAUCAGCAGCAACAGCAACAACAACAAGCGAGAUUACAACAAAUGCAACAACCCAUUGGAGUCAAAAGUGCUCCUGGAUUGAGAAAUUUGUUACUACCACAACACCAACAAGUACAACAACAGCAACCGCAACAGCAAAUUAGAACUAAUAUGCAACCUGGUCCAAAUCAACAACAAUGGCGAUUCAGUAGAACUUGAAAGUUGAGUUGAUUAAUUAGGUUCAAAUUUUUUAUUGACAUCAUUCUGCUGUGGAUCAAUGUGAAAAUAUCAUCCUCACUCUAUUUAAAUAUUCAUCUUCACUAACGUAAUCCGUCUCAUCAUAAUCAUUCACAUAAGUUUCAUCAUCUUCCUGUACCAUCGUUAAUAUGCAUCAUCAUCAUGAUGUUGAUCAUUUUCAUCGCAAGCAAUCGUGAUAGGCAAAAAGCGACAUUUGAAUUUUCAUUAAACCAUGAUGGAAUAUGUCGUUAUUUGCAGUGA